AUGGAGUCCUCAAUGGCCUCUCUUAUUGCCACUCUUUUGGUGGUAACUAUCUCUCUCACCUUGCCAUCAGAAAUCACAGCAAACUACGCAUACUCCUCCCCUCCACCUCCUAAGAAAUCCCCACCACCACCACUUCCUCCUUACCACUACAAAUCCCCACCACCUCCUCCGGUACAUUCUCCUCCACCACCAUCACACCCAUACAAGUACAAGUCCCCACCACCUCCUCCGGUGCAUUCUCCUCCACCACCAUCACACCCAUACAAGUACAAGUCCCCACCACCUCCUCCGGUGCAUUCUCCUCCACCACCAUCACACCCAUACAAGUACAAGUCCCCACCACCUCCUCCGGUGCAUUCUCCUCCACCACCAUCACACCCAUACAAGUACAAGUCCCCACCACCUCCUCCGGUGCAUUCUCCACCACCACCAUCACACCCUUAUAAGUACAAGUCUCCUCCACCACCUCCGCCAGUUUACAAGUCACCACCCCCACCACCCAAGAAGCCGUACAAGUAUAAGUCUCCCCCACCACCUCCACCAGUUUACAAGUCACCACCCCCACCACACAAGAAGCCCUACAAGUAUAAGUCUCCCCCACCACCUCCAGUUCACAAGUAUCCUCCUCCUCCACUACCAGUUUACAAGUCACCACCCCCGCCACCUAAGAAGCCAUAUAAGUACAAGUCUCCUCCACCACCUCCUACUCCAGUUUACAAGUCACCACCCCCGCCACCUAAGAAGCCAUAUAAGUACAAGUCUCCUCCACCACCUCCUACUCCAGUUUACAAGUCUCCUCCACCACCUCAUCACAAGAAGCCAUACAAAUAUAAGUCUCCUCCACCACCAUCACCAGUACACAAGUCACCACCACCACCCCAUUACAGUUACGCAUCACCCCCUCCACCUCACCAUUACUAG
This is a messenger RNA of Dovyalis caffra, 921 nucleotides long. NCBI's taxonomy places the organism in Eukaryota, Viridiplantae, Streptophyta, Magnoliopsida, Malpighiales, Salicaceae. The record is from the annotation of a GenBank genome assembly.